Messenger RNA from Helobdella robusta, 985 nucleotides. RefSeq lists its product as hypothetical. Lineage: Eukaryota; Metazoa; Annelida; Clitellata; Rhynchobdellida; Glossiphoniidae. The record is from RefSeq and is a predicted model, not a curated record. The transcript is spliced from 5 exons. Bases 185 to 889 code for a protein of 234 amino acids.
CAACAACAACAACAACUUCAUCAACAGCAACAACAUCCUCAACAACAGCCAGCGCAAGCAUUCGAGAGCGUCGUUAUCUUCAGCGUCAACAUCGGCAACAACUCCAACAACAACAAAAAUUUUUGACUUUUUCAAAGACCCUGAAAAAGCAGCGAACGGGAACAUAUUCUGCAGGCGAACAAACAUGGCGUAUUUCAAAAGUUUGCCAUCUUACAUGUGCAAUUCAUACCAAGUCAGAACAGACGAUGAUGGUCCUUAUGGGAAUGACGAGACGAGAUGUUUUCUGCUGACGACAUUCAGCUACCUGACGAAGACUACAAUGGCCUGCGUGGUGUGUCGGAUGGACAUGCUCGUCUACGAUAAGUACCCGCUUAUCAAUGGAACCUUCUUCCUGUCAAGCGAAUCGUACGACGGAUGUGCCAUCGAACUCUCCAAACAACAACAACAACAGUACUUAAACGCGGUAUGCAUCGGCUGCAUGAACGCCAAAACUCGCAAGAUCGUCUGCAAGUUCUGUCGGAAAGAGUGGAAAGGCAACUCGCUGGUGAUCGGCAGCAUGUACAACUACGACAUCUUCGGCGCCAUGUCUUGUUGCUCGCAGCGAUUUAACUGCCGGAAGUGCGGAAACCCGACGAGAGAUUUCCCCCCGAAAGAUGGCAGGUUCUUCUGCUUUAGCGACUGCACGAAGAUGGCCACCUGUGGCAGGUGUGGUCUUGAGGCCCAGCAUUCUAUCAAGCCCCUUGCCGCUGUCUUUGAUGACGUAAUCGUUAAUAAUAAUAAUAACAAUGACAACAAUAAAAACAACAAUAAUAAUAAUAAUUUGGAAAAUAAUUCUGCGGUUGGUUGUAAGAGUGAGAGCAAGAAUGAAAGUAAACGCGAAGAUGAUUAACAGAACUGCAAGCAGAAAAUAUUGAUAGUAAAAAAAAUAAUGCUACUAAUACUGGGGGCGAAAGUAACAUUAUUUCAAUUAUGUUAUUACUAACAA